GCGCUUCUUGAAUUCAGACCACAACGUCUUAAUACCCGUUCUCGAUCUCUUUGGCACUUGAGGGGAUAACGAACUUCCAUUAUACCAAAUUUCUGUUCUGCCACCUGCAUGGGCUCAUUGUGCUCCAAGUCCAGUGUGCAUUCCGGGGGACAUCAGGUGUUGGGAAGCACUGCUGGCCAGCCAAAUGAUGGCACCACACCGCCUCCUGAUCCUCGCGCCGCAGCUGCAGAGGCUGCUGAGAGAAGGUUGAAAACGGCACAUGCACGAGGUACUAAUGCCUCGAAUCCGAAUCGGGGACGACUUGCCGAGCAGGUGGAAGCUGCGAAAGUGGCGAAACCAGUACCUACGCCAAGGGAUGAAGAACGCCUAGUGUGGGAUUGAAUCAAACUUUGUGCGUGUGUAUCGCCUCACCGCCAGUAGAACAUGCGGGUCAUCCAUCGCUCCGGACUUCUCUCAUUCUGACCUUCAGGUUUUCUCGUGCCGUUUAAUACAUGAUCGCCGAUCCCUCCCAUAUUUUUCAAUUUACCUCGGACCCGCUCAAACAUGAAAUGAUCCCUCAAGGCCUCAUGGCGGACCGCCGGUGAGACAACCAUGAUGUUCGAACACGUUGAUUUCAUAUGUAGAAAAUGGUAUAAACAAAUGCUCUUCUCUUCCCAUGAUCGAGGAAAGUGACGCCGUCUUGUCUUGUCUUGUCUUGCCCAUGUACUUCCUGAGAUACAAAUGGGUAAAUGAUGAUUGCUCGGGGAUAUGAUUGAUAGUUGUGUGAAUCCCCCGGUUCG
Suillus clintonianus is the source of this 779-nucleotide messenger RNA. RefSeq lists its product as uncharacterized. Bases 109 to 381 code for a protein of 90 amino acids. The record is from RefSeq and is a predicted model, not a curated record. Lineage: Eukaryota; Fungi; Basidiomycota; Agaricomycetes; Boletales; Suillaceae. The transcript has 4 exons.